Rattus norvegicus (Norway rat) is the source of this 1258-nucleotide messenger RNA. It is a transcript of the gene Cd8b, whose product is annotated as CD8 subunit beta. The record is from RefSeq and is marked provisional. Lineage: Eukaryota; Metazoa; Chordata; Mammalia; Rodentia; Muridae. The coding region runs from base 40 to 666 and encodes 208 amino acids. Gene Ontology annotation, molecular function: MHC class I protein binding; coreceptor activity. Gene Ontology annotation, biological process: regulation of immune response. The transcript has 6 exons. Gene Ontology annotation, cellular component: plasma membrane.
GGAGCCCUGAGGAGAACAGGUGUCUCAAAGAGCGCCAAGAUGCAGCCAUGGCUCUGGCUGGUCUUCAGUGUGAAGCUAUCAGCUCUCUGGGGCAGCUCUGCCCUCCUUCAGACUCCUUCAUCCCUGCUGGUUCAAACCAACCAAACAGCAAAAAUGUCCUGUGAGGCUAAAACCUUCCCUAAAGGAACAACCAUCUACUGGCUGAGAGAGCUCCAGGAUUCCAACAAGAACAAGCACUUUGAGUUCCUGGCGUCCCGGACUUCAACCAAAGGAAUCAAAUAUGGUGAAAGGGUGAAGAAGAAUAUGACUCUGUCUUUCAAUUCAACCCUGCCCUUUCUCAAGAUCAUGGAUGUGAAACCAGAGGACAGUGGCUUCUACUUCUGCGCGAUGGUUGGGAGUCCCAUGGUAGUCUUUGGGACAGGGACAAAGCUGACUGUGGUUGAUGUCCUUCCUACAACUGCUCCAACCAAAAAGACUACACUGAAGAAGAAACAAUGUCCAACCCCCCACCCAAAGACCCAGAAAGGCUUGACAUGUGGCCUCAUUACCCUCAGCCUGCUGGUGGCCUGCAUCCUGGUUCUGCUGGUAUCCCUCAGUGUGGCCAUCCACUUUCACUGCACGCGGAGGAGAGCCCGGAUUCGCUUCAUGAAACAGUUUCACAAAUGAUCCGCGCCCACGACACUGACAGCCUGCUACAAAGGACUCAAUAUAAAGCAAGACCUGGACCAACGAGAGACGACGCAUUUAGCUCAAGCUGUCUGCCUGAACUGCUGCAAGUCCUGUGAAUGGUCAGGCACGUUACCUGGAGUCUCACAGAGAAGGCCCCAGAAUCCAGGCUCACUCACGGAGUGUGCUGAAGAACCAAGAACUCCCACCAUGACACCCCUGUGGCUUUUGUACCCUUCUUGGACUGGACCUUGGAUGGCAGCCUUGCAGCCACCAUCUUUGUAAGUUGCUUGGUAGGGCAGCAUGACUGGCUUUUUGGCGUCUCAUGGGAGAGAGCUAGGUGGGCAGCCCUGCAGAAGACUGCACAUCCUCACACAGAGAGGCCACCUCAUGAAUAAGGUUUCCUGCAAACAUCUUCUGGGCCCUUGGCAGCCAUCUUGCUCUCUCAGGCCUUGCUGUGGUUUUGGGAAGCUGUUGGCUCAGAAGACAGACUUCUACUUCAUCUCCUAGUAGGAAAUUUCUUAAGCUUCUUCUCCCUCGUGGCUUAUAUAUUUCUUCCCUCACUCUCUGUCCUUUUUAUGAAAAUGUCUUG